Molecule: messenger RNA, 735 nt
Organism: Penicillium diatomitis
Lineage: Eukaryota; Fungi; Ascomycota; Eurotiomycetes; Eurotiales; Aspergillaceae
Exons: 1
Coding region: 1-735 (244 amino acids)
Source: RefSeq, a predicted model, not a curated record
AUGACUUUCACUUGCGAACGUGUCCAGCCUACCGCUCCACAGCUGUAUAUUGCAGUUCCCCAGCUGAUCUCACACGUGGACUGGCCUCACUGGUCAAACUACAACAGAAGGCUCGUCAAGGUCUGCGGCGUCUGGGAAUACUGCAAUCCCGAAAUGACCAAAUCCGAGUACAAUGGCCAGCUCGUCGAGCUUCCCUUCAUACGAAUCCCACCCGAGAUCAGCGACUUCCGAAAAGAUCUCACCUCGAUCUCGGACCUCGAGGACUCGGAUAUCGAUCGCCUGACGGAUGCAAUCCACCAGUACAAGCAAGGCAAGAUUGCAAAUGGUCAUAGAAGUACGGCCCUCGACACCAUCCGCGGCAUAAUCGUCGUUUCCGUGGUGAGACCGACCCAUGACGAGAACAAGAGCAUUGAAGAAGAUACAGAAAGAGCUCGGCAUGUCCUUGUACGGACCCAGGAUCCAGGUAACGAGGAGAUAGUCGGGACCCAGUCGGUCAACAGCUCGAGAUGGUGCACAUAUGAAGAAGAGGCCAUUGCAGCCAAGUCACUGCGCAGCUCGAGAUGGCGCGCAGAUUCACGAAACAACACUCAAGGAUGGAGUUCAGAAGAAGGAGUGGUCACUAGAACGGUGCCAAUCUGCAGCUCGAGAUGGUGCGCUUUCGAGAAGGAGGUCAUUGGAGCAGAGACCGCUGAUCUAGACGCUACUGAAUCCGAGACGGUCUGCAGCUCGGUAUAG